Molecule: messenger RNA, 3795 nt
Organism: Pteronotus mesoamericanus
Lineage: Eukaryota; Metazoa; Chordata; Mammalia; Chiroptera; Mormoopidae
Gene: IRS4
Product: insulin receptor substrate 4
Exons: 1
Coding region: 1-3795 (1264 amino acids)
Biological process (GO): insulin receptor signaling pathway
Cellular component (GO): cytosol; plasma membrane
Molecular function (GO): insulin receptor binding; phosphatidylinositol 3-kinase binding
Source: RefSeq, a predicted model, not a curated record
AUGGCGAGUUGCUCCUUCGCUCGCGACCCAGCGACAAGGAGACUGAGAACUGCAGCAGCGGCUACGGCGGCAGCUCUAGCUGCGGUAGCGACCACCCCACUUCUUUCCUCGGGAACCCCAACCGCACUCAUUGGGACCGGGUCGUCUUGUCCGGGAGGCAUGUGGCUCUCCACAGCCACUGGCUCCCGGUCACAUUCCGAGUCCGAUGAGGAGGACCUUCCCGUCGGUGACGACGUCUGCAAACGCGGCUACCUGCGGAAGCAGAAGCAUGGGCACAGGCGCUACUUCGUGCUCAAACUCGAGACCGCCGAUGCCCCAGCUCGGCUGGAAUACUACGAAAAUGCCAAGAAGUUCCGGCACAGUGUCCGUGCCGCGGCGGCUGCAGCAGCGGCGGCCGCCUCAGGCGCCGCGGUCCCCGCGCUCAUCCCACCUCGGCGCGUGAUCACCCUGUACCAGUGCUUCUCUGUGAGCCAGCGAGCCGACGCAAGGUAUCGACACCUCAUCGCUCUUUUCACCCAGGACGAGUACUUCGCUAUGGUGGCCGAGAACGAGUCGGAGCAAGAGAGCUGGUACUUGCUGCUCAGCCGCCUCAUCCUCGAGAGCAAACGCCGCCGCUACGGUAAGCCCGGCGCGCAGCCAGAUGGAGAGCCGGCCACCCUUGCGGCCGCAGCGGUGGUGGAGCCACCCUUCUACAAAGAUGUGUGGCAAGUAAUAGUCAAACCCAGGGGGCUAGGGCAUAGAAAAGAGCUGAGCGGCGUGUUCCGACUCUGUCUUACCGACGAGGAGGUUGUAUUUGUGAGGCUGAAUACCGAAGUGGCCAGCGUGGUUGUCCAGCUCCUGAGCAUCCGUCGCUGCGGGCACUCCGAACAGUAUUUCUUCUUAGAAGUAGGCAGGUCCACCGUCAUCGGUCCAGGGGAGCUCUGGAUGCAGGUCGAUGACUGUGUAGUGGCUCAAAACAUGCAUGAGCUCUUUUUGGAGAAGAUGAGAGCUUUGUGUGCAGACGAAUACAGAGCCCGCUGCCGCAGCUACAGCGUCAGCAUCGGCGCCCACCUGUUAACCCUGCUGUCCACUAGGAGGCAUCUGGACAUGAUGCCGCUCGAGCCCGGCGGCUGGCUCAGAAGGUCCCGCUUUGAGCAGUUUUGCCACCUCAGGGCAAUAAGUGACCGGGAAAACGAGAUGCUCCUCACCAGGCGCGACAUAACACCCCGCGAGCCUGUGCCGCACUCCAGGCGAAGAAGACUGCACCUGCCCAGAGCGCGUAGGUCCAGAAGAGCGAUUUCAGUGCCAGACAGCUUUUUUCGGCGCCUAUCACCCAGCCUGGUGCUUGCCCCGCAGACUGCAGAAGUCCCCAGCGACAGAGCUUGCUUAUUUUCUGAAGCAUCUAGUUCUGGUUCUGGCAGCUCUGUGGAAGAAGGAAAUCCUCAAGGCCAAGAGGGUCAGGAAGGAAACGCAGGCGACUAUAUGCCCAUGAACAGCUGGGGCUCCGGAAAUGGCCAGGGCUCAGGAGGUGACCAGGGAUCAAGUGGCCAAAGCUCAGGAGGAAACCAGUGCUUAGGCAGGGGGCAGAGCUCUGGAGAUGGCCAGGACUCAAGUGGUGGCCAGGUUUCAGGUGGCAAAGGCUCAGGGGGCCAGGGUGCAGGAGGAAACCAGUGCUCAGGAGAUGGCCAGGGCCCCCCAGGUGGGCACAGUUCAGGCAGUGGCCAGGGAGCCAGUGGUGGGCACGGCUCAGGUAGUGGCCAGGGUGCAGGACAUAGCCAUGGCUCAGGUGUUGGCAUGAACCCUGGAGGGGACAAAAGCUCAGGAAGUGGGAAAGGCUCCGAUGGCAAUGGUGAACAUAAAAAAUCUCUGAAGAAAAAAUCUUAUUUUGGCAAAAUAAUUCAAAGCAAGCAACAGCAAAUGCCACCACCUCCACCACCUCCACCUCCAUCUCCAUCCCCGCCAGCUGGAGCAACUGGUGGAAAAGGGAAAUCUGGGGGAAGAUUCCGACUUUAUUUUUGUGCUGACAGAGCAGCCACAAAAGAACGCAAAGUAGCCAAAGAAGUCAAAGAUGCAGAGACCCCAGAAGGUCCAGUUUGUGGUCCCCAGAGAGCCAGAGCUUUUUUUGAAGAUGAGGAGGACCCAUAUGUGCCAAUGAAGGCAGGGGUGGCUGCCCCUCUGGAAAGCUUUAGUGAUUAUAUGCCAAUGGCUCCUCAAAAUGUUUCUGCUUCCAAAAAGUGCCAGUCUCGAUCCUCUUUGGAAGAUUCGAAAGGGUACAUGCUGAUGUUUCCCAGAGUGAGCCCACCACCUGCCUUAAGUCCUCCAAAAGCACCUGAUUCUGAUAAAGAGGAUGACUCUAAGGACAAUGAGAGUGACAGUGAUUACAUGUUUAUGGCUCCUGGGGCCGGUGCAAUUCCAAAAAACCCCGGAAAUCCUCAGGGGGACUUUUCCUCCAAAAGUUGGAGCUCCUACUUCUCUCUGCCAAAUCCUUUUCGGAGCUCCCCGUUGGAACAGAGUAACCACAGUGAGUAUGUGCCAAUGUUAUCUGGAAAACUUCUGGGGAAGGGCCUAGAAAAAGAAGCACCUACCAGGGGCCCCAAAUACGCAGCCUCAGAUCCUUCGGUUGAGAGCUUUGAAGCUUCCCUCCAGUCAUACUCAAAGCCUGGAGAUGGGGGACCACCCUCAAAGCCUUCAGAGGAUGGGUCCCCCAAGGACAAGGCUAAGAGACCUCACAGACUUUCUUUUAUUACAAAAGGAAAUAAAAUCCAGCCAAGACCAGAAAAGUCCACACGAGAGCAGAGAGAGCCUGACAGCUCUAGUGACUAUGUCAACAUUGACUUUACUAAAAGAAGCAGUAAUAUGCCAGUCCCCUUUACUCAAGGACUGCCACAGUCGUGGGGCAUAAUUGCUAAUCCCAGACAGUCAGCCUUUUCUCAGUACGUGAAUCUUGAGUUCAGAGUGCCAUUUCGAAAUCCUGCAAACGUCCUCUCAAAUCUUUUAAGAGCUAUUCCCGGUGCCAACCGCUUCUCUCAGGGCCGUGCUAGGUGGCCACUUCUGCCUCUUUUUACCAGUGCUACAGGUGGCAAUGCUAAUGAGGAAGGGUGUGAGUACAUUGAAGUUAUGUUCAACCAAGCAAUGACACCAGCCUUGCCUUUUGCUGAGCGUGUCAUUCGCUAUGAUGCCGAAACAGGUCGAAUCUAUGUGGUCGACCCAUUUUCGGAGUGCUGUAUGGACAUUUCUCUCUUCCCCAGCCGCUGCUCCGAACAGGAAGAAGAACUAGAGAGAAGACACCCACAAAGCCGUUUGCAAAGUUUCUUUGCAUCCGCCAGAACCGCUGUCUCGGCUUUACCAACCGACAGCCUGGAGAGAGAUCUCUACGCUUCCUUAGCCUCGGCCGCCGCUGUGGUCGUUGCUCCAACCUUAGCUGUGGACCGGGCUUUAGCCGCUGCCUCUGCCCUCGCCGCAGCCCCGGGCAUGGGCGCAGCCGCCGCGGGCUUCGAGGCCGCCGCUGGAUUUAACUCUGCCUCUGUCCGCUGGUUCCAACCGAUUGCUAAUGCUGCUAGUGCCGAAGCAGUAAGGGGUGCCCAGGUUGUUGCCAGUGACUCGAACCCUAAAGGCUCAAACCCAGCUGCAGAUCUUGCUGGAGGUGAGAACGAGGCUGGCGGCGCUAGCGCUGCAGCUGCCGCUCCCACACCACCUCCUCGCCGCCGCCUGCCAAGACCCCCCGAGCGAGAAGAUUCUGAAGACAACAAUACUUAUGUGAAAAUGGACUUUGCCAGACCUGACGACAAGCAGUUCGACGCUUCCCAAAGAGGUUAG